ACGUUUCAGUUGACUUGUCGCGGUCGAUGUAGGUGGACACGUUUUUAGAACCGAGCUGUAUGCUAUUCGGACUAUCACAUGAGUGUUGCUAUUGUUGUGUUUGGUGAUGAAAUGGAUGAGAGAAGGAUUAUCUUCCUGUGAGAGUUCUCGUAGAGUCUCAGUGGAGUGCCGCUUUCAGUUAAGGCUCGAGGAAAAUCCGUGUGAUCGCAUUAGUUCAGAGCAUUUCUGACACUGAUAAAUGAUAAGUGUAAUAAGAGUGAAGCAGUUUAAGUAUCGAUGUCAAAUGUGCUACAAUUAAAUCGUUCAUAAAACCAUUCCGCAAACAAAGCAUUUUGAAUUUUAGGCUCUGUUGAGUUGGCAAAGCAAGAAAGCGUGUCGGAUGUUGAUUCAUCGUUCGGUGUUUGUGAAUUUGAAAUUCAUAGGUAAUGAAGUGAUAGAUCCCAUGCGAUCAUAGAGCAGUGAUACAUGAGAUGCAUUAAGUGUAUGUACUACUGAUAGUCCAAGUGCGUGGUGUCUCCAUUGAUUGUUAUUGUUCAUCCUGAAAAUGCGAAGCAAGGCCAAUUGGAUAUAAUUAACACACCGAAAAUUGCGAAAAGUGCGUUCUUCUACUUACUGGUGGAUUCAUAAUUAGUGAGCGUGAAAUUGUGCAAAAGCGCAGUGAAAAUUAAAAGUUAUUAAAACGGCCACAGCAAAGAAGAAAAUUCGAACCAGUAGAAACGAAAAAAAACUCGAACCAGUUGGAUUUACGAAAGGAGCAUCGAAUAAAUCACUCUCAAUGGCAGCGAUUUCGAUUGGAUAAAAGAACGAAAUUACGUAUUCAUCAAUUGCAAUUGUCUACUGUUAGCGCCAUAGUCGUAUUGCUCAGAUGAUGUAUUUAUUCAGAGAAUGGUCAAACGCUUCAACCUUUCCAUUCGGUGCGAAAUGAAUGAUCCUCAAUAGAGUAAUUAUGAGCUGCUUAUUGCCGCCAUAAACAGACACUCGCAUUCAGUGCAAUACAGUUUUUCAUGUCCUUUCAUCGUGUUCCACGUAAACAGUCUACAGUCGUGAGCUACUGUAGCCCAUAUUUCAACGUUUGUGAAUGAAAAAAGUGAAGUAAAAAAUGGUUGUACCGCGCCCACCAACCACCCACCUUCCGUGUUAAUAUAAUUAUGACACAAAGAUAAGGAUAACUAAAAGCAUUACAGUUGAAAACGUAGCCUAGUGCGCGAUUAAAAAGAACUGAAAAUUAGUAAAAGCGUGUGUUGAAUAAAGUUCUUCGAAUUAGUCAAAUUAUUCAUUCGACAACUCGCUUCUAAUUCAUUUGGUGUCGAUGAAAUUUUCAUGCAAACAUCCGUGCCAUUUAUUAUGCGGGUUGGCUUCAAUGCGCUAAUGUUCCGCAGCAGCAUUACCCGUGGAGUAAAGUAAGCAUUUCGGAGUAUUCUAUUCGCACUUUACCUAAUUCCACCGGAAAACAUAACAUAAACAAAGUGCGAGAGUGAAUACUGCAUGCAAAUUUACAUUUGCGGCAUCGAAAGCGUGUGCUCCCUCAACCACCCCAUUUCGGACCACACAAAUCGCAUAAAUACCCAUACAUUCUCCGAUGGUUAUAGUGUUUAUGUUGCAGGAGAAUUUAUAGUGAUAUGGAGCAUUGAAAAGAAUGCAUGUUACUAAUUGAAAUUAUGAUAACUAAUUAAACAUUAAUGAUGACGAGUGACAUAAAUUAGGGAUUGUGCAGGUGGAGAAAAAUUUUAAAUUGACCUUAGUGGAAUCGACACAACUGACACGAACCAGGAUUUGUUGUUCCCAUGCACCUCGCCAUAUAAAUGUGUUGUCUAGCAAAUUGUCAGUUAUUAAGUCUAUUUAUGGAUAAAAUGGAUUACAUGAGACUGGUAGUACUCCUUCUAGCUGCAGUUUGUGUGAAAGAUUCCGAAAGUCUGCAGCGAUUUGCUGAGCAGCCAAAAUACAGUGAAGUCAAUCCUGGCCAAGAUGCUCUACUGGUGUGCAAAGUAAUUGACAAACGGGGCGUAUGCUCGUGGCAAAAAGACAACAAACCGGUAGGAAUUUAUCCGAAAAAGUAUGAAUGGGCGAGCCAGUACGGGAUCGGCCAAACAACACAUGUAGGCGGUGACUGUUCUCUGUGGGUUCGCGCCGCUCAGCUCGAAUUCGACGAUGGGCUGUGGGAGUGUCAGGUCACAGCUAGUGAUUUCACGACACAAGAUGCACUUACAAGUCAACCAGUGCGAUUAGUGGUUAGAGUUCCACCACAACGACCCAGACUGGAGCAUGAAGGUGUUCACGUUCCUCCAGGGCACAACGUUACCGUAGACUCCGGUGCAAUGGCCACCGUUAAAUGUGUCUCGCACUAUGGAAAUCCUCCAGCACAGCUGAAGUGGUUUUUAGGAGAUCAAGAAAUAUCUCCACUUCAUCCGCAAAUUAAUUCCACGGAACCGGAUAACCCUAGGACGUGGUCAGCCGCGACUGUGGUACAAAUUCCAUCGAAUAAGGAUAGACAUGGUGCUAUUCUGAAGUGUCUCGCAAUUCACGAGUCUUAUGCAACCCGCUCGGUAGCUGUCGAUGCCAGAUUAGAUGUUAAGUAUGCUCCUACGAUAAGACUGCUCGGGGCACCUCAGAUCGAUCUGGAGGAAGGAAAAAAUUCACUCAUCCUACGAUGUUUGGCUGAUGCCAACCCAACCGCCAGCAUAGUGUGGCGUCGAGCGGGUCGCUCGGAAAUCGCUAGUUUACAAGAAUCGCUCCAACUACGACCUGUUGGUAGACGUGAUGCCGGUUUAUACACGUGUCAGGCACAAAAUUCGGUGGGAACAUCGGAUACUCUUUCAGUUCAGUUAGAUGUUAAAUAUGCUCCAAAGAUAUUAUCCGCCGGUCCGGAUCGUCUAACGACAGCACCACUUUUCAGUCCUGCCGCCUUUGAGUGUGUGGCGGAGGGAAAUCCACCACCCACGUAUAAGUGGGUACAAAGGAUCUCAACACAGGGUAAACCAUUCCUCGAUAGGGGACGAGAAUCAAGACUGGUAAUAGAUAAUGUAACGUACGACUAUCAGGGCGAGUACGAGUGCCGGGCAACUAACUUCAUCAAUGGACAGGAAAGAACGGCCACAUCUGAUCCGAUAGCACUGCAAGUGGUAGGAGCGCCACAGGUUCUGCGGACGUCACCAACAUCCACCGGACAUUCCGUAUCAGUACGGAAGGGAGAUUCAGCAACACUUUCGCUGAUUGUGUGUGCCGAUCCCAGACCACGGCAUGUUGCCUGGGAGUGGGGCUCACUGCGAUUGGAAGCGGGAUCUGGAAUAGGUCGCUAUCGAGUGGACGACGUUACACAAGACAGCCGGGAAGACUGCUACCUUGCUACUUUGCACAUCGACGACGCUGAUCUGCAGGACCAACGGCCGUACUAUUUGGUGGUUGAGAACGAGCGGGGCACUGACCGACAUGCUAUAAAUCUCCGCGUUGAAGGGAUGUUUUCGGUGGAGCCACUGGAGCUUAGUUACCUUCUCGGAAUCGCCGGGGGAUGCCUAGCUGCCUUCCUUAUGUUCGUCUGUCUGUGUAUUUACACGAUACGAAGGAGAAAGUGUUGUUUCAGAAAUCGACACAACUACAAAACCUCAGAAAAGGAUAGUGAAAAGGCGGAUCUAAAAUCGCGAUCCGAUAGUACCAGUGUUCCACCGCUCGAUUCCAUCUAUACGACCCCGACCGGUUUCCAUCACCAUCAAAACGGAACCCCAGGCUCACCGGAAGCUAUGAAGACGAUGCCUGUUCUUCGGACAUUUGGCAAUCAUGUAGCCUAGCGGGAACGAAACCUGCCGGUCACUGGUGGCUAUAGUAGCAGUGAUUAUAACCAUCACGAUAUUUACUAUUAUCAUCAUGAACACGACCAUCACUUUCAACACAAUCUUGAUAACGAACACAAACAUCCACACAACCACUAUGCAACUUAUCACUAUUCUACUAAAACUGGAAACUCCAAUCAGUCCAAAAAGUCCAAGAUCAAGCACGAGAUUAGAAAUGAGUACGAAUCUGCACAGUAUAACUACAAUAACGACAAAUCUAACCAUAAGAACAGGAAAUUGAGUUGUGAACUAUCGUCGGCCGAAAUGCAAAACGUGCAAAAUUAUGAUAUAAAAAAGCAUAACAAAAGCAAAUCACAGUCACAAAUGCUGCUACUGCAAACAUCUAUCCCACCACCAUUACCGAAAUCCGAAUCCGUUUCCUCUCAUGUGUCCUCUCCGACCUCAACCAUUCGUAAGCUUCGUGAUCCUUCGCCGCCUCCUUUACCACCACUGCUAACCACAGCGAAUGUAAAUAAAUCACAACAAGCACAGCAGCAACAUGCUAAAAAACACGGUCAGAAACAGCAGCAGCAGAAACUUCAGCCACCAUUAAAUAACACCGCUUUCAGUAGUAACAGCAAUAGCAGCAAUAAAAAGAGUUAGCUUCAAAACAAGCACCACCAGUAAGGUCGUGUGGUAGGGAAAACUUGUCUAGGCGAAAAAAAACCGGCGAGCAAAAAAAGUUCAAACAAUUCAACACUGCACACAGAUUUAGCUCACAGAAACCGAAACAACAGAACAAAAAUAUUUCACAACCCGUGUAACUGUAGAAAUUAAAAGUGUCAAAAGUGUGUAUAAAAAUUAUAUUCGCACCACUUUCUCCAUUUGAACACUGUACACCAAGGAAAAAUGGAAACAGCACAAAUGAAAACACACUCAUGAGUCAACAGUAAACUCAAAUACCCACCACAACACACAGUCGCAUUCGGGUGGCUCGGGUGAAUCCUACCAGGAAAGUGCAACCGGGUGAACAGAUUUUAUGCACUUUGAUUUUAUUUCAGACUAAUUUGCUUAACCUCUAAAAUAAACACAUUACCAGCAAUGUUUUUCACCACACCAAUUCCGCCUAGCCCAGUACUGCUCAGAGUGGAAUUUGUAAUUCUAAAACAUACCCCCACACAUUGAAUUGCGGUGAGCUUCUAGCACCAUUCUGUCCUUUCCUAUUCAGCACACUUUUGCGAAAUAUAAACUGUGUACGUAAUUAUUUCUAAAUGAAAACAAACAACUUCUAACGACCGUAUUCUGAAAUCUAAGAGUGUUUAAUCACUAACGUUGAUCGAAUCAAUCAACUUUGCUACUGUAAUGUAAAGGAAUAAGGAGGCAGUUUCAAGAUGAGGUUCAAUUCUACGCCUAGAUCGAUUUGACUAAACUUUAUUUAAAUCGUUUACAUACAAAAAAAAAUUCACAUUUUGAGUAAUACAAACUCCUUAAUGGUUUCUCAUUGAUCAAGAUUAAUAGAGCUUUAGACAUCAAAAAAUAUCUUUCAUGAGCUUGACAAAGAUAUCGAGUGAAAACGGGUAUCCAGGUAAAAAUUUAUAACAUGAGAUAAUAUCACUUUUGACGUAGGACAAAGCUUGUGUUUUCUAUAUAGGAGUGCAGAUAGAAAACACAGCCUAUAAAACAUUACUAACUCUUAGUAGGUUUUGAACACCUACUGCUCAGCCAAUGUUGGACAGAUUUUGGGUUUCAUUUCACUUUUUGGAAAUAUUUCUACGCAUCGAUGAACGUAGAUAAAAAUUUGUAAAAUGUAUACAAAAAAUAUGCAUUGUCAUUGUUUUGUUUUUACUCUUUAAUGUGUGUGUGUAACUACAGUAGUAUUGAAUCGAUUUACAUUCUAUGCGGUUCGCACAAGAAGCGAUCAGUUACAUCGGAAUUCACCUAAUUUUUGUAGAUUUUGAUGUUUUCACCAACUUCAACAAACCAAACGGUCCUUCCCAAGCAUCCAAAAUUCUCAGAGUUCUCAGCGUAGAAACAAACAGACACUAACUGCUGCCAGAAUAUUCAAAACAAAAAUAACAAUGGUUUAGACAAUAGUUGUGUAGUCAACAGUUCGAGCAUGUCAUCGGCAUCUUAGAGCUAAGGCAGUGUGCUAUGUUGAAUAUAUAGUUUUAAAAAAAACAGUUCGAGCAAUCCCAUAGCGCUGUCCCAUGUAAUUUUGUGUAACGAAUUUUCACAUUCUAUCUUCGUGAAUGAUUCCACGAAAUCAAAAGUAUAAUAAACUGCUUAUCAAUUGAAGUAAUAUUUUCUCCAGAUUAGACAAAACAGUUCGCUGUAAAGGCUUGUUAUUAACUCAACAAUUCUACCUAAAGAAAAUUUUUCGGAUAGUUCUUUCAUUAAUUUGGAUUUUCUUUUUUUCAGCGGAAACAAUUCAAAAUAGUUGGCUUUCAUUCUAGUUUAUGAAAGUCGUUCUAUCUUUUUUCUUUCGAAUUAAUCUACAUUCUUCGUAGUUUAAAAAACCGUGAAAAAUCUCACAUGAAAAUAUAUCUUUGUUAAAAUCGAUUGCACUUAAAAUAAUUUUUUUUGUGAUUCAUUUAUAGAGGUUCAAACCGCUUGGUCAUUUGCCUCUUGAGUCUGAAAAGUUUUCUAACUCUAAGUGCGGAAUUGGAAAAUGAUCCCAGACGGGCUGUUUUAGAAAAUAAUUAUUGCAACGUGGAUUUUUUACCGAAAAAAAUAAUUUGCGAAAUAGUUCACAGCCUAAGUCACAUUCAAACUAUUAGAUUAGUUUUUGUGAACAAUUUCAUGCUCACCGCGAAUAAUCCCUCAGACUCACUAGAGCUUAAAUUGUAAUAAUCACGAUUCCAGAAGAACAUCCCUCGCACAUGAUUUAAAUGGGCAUACAGCUGUUACUGAAUUGUCAGUGAGUUCUGCAAUUUUCAAAUAACAUUUUACUCCAUCCAACUGCAACAAAUGAUAUUUUCGUUUCAUGAUUAUUCACCAAUCUUCAAGUAUUUCAAUAAACGAUCAAAGUUUAUAUAAAGAAAAUUAUUUUUCAAUAUAUGAACAUGGAAAAUUUUGUUGCAAAUAAUUUACUCGCCCAAUUGAAUCUAUCGUCUCUCAUUUAGAUCAUAUAGAAAAUAUAUGAAGAUUGAGCUUGAUCAGUUAAAAUAUAAUUCUGCGCCAGCGGUUAACAGUUUGUAUCGGAUUUAUUAGAGGGAAACUGACUUUUUACAAACGAAAUCGUCUUGAGGCCUCCCUAUAAAAAUCAGUCAACUCGUAAUUUUCAUACUUUUUUACGUUUCCUCUUUGACUCCUCAAUGUGUAGCAGUUUAUGUUCAACUGCUAUCGCGACUUGGUGGUUUAACAUAAACGUCUAGGCAGACGUAAAGUUAAUGCUAUUUUCAAAACACUUUUUGCUUUUACACAGACACUGACGUCUCAAACGAAACAAGUUUCGGCUAGGGGACGGGUAUAGCAUGAUGAGUAAGUCGAUGCCUUUCACGCUACCCACCUGGGUUCGAUUCCCAACCCCGCACAUAGGGUUAGGAAGGUUUUUCUGGCUCGAAAAGGCGAAAGACCUGAAGGUUAAAACCUCUAUAAUCGAAUAAAGGAAAAGUUUCGGCUAGCUAGCCGUACAGAUUGUGUUCAUUGACGAAGAAACACAUUUAGCUUUUAGUUCGCUGUUUCCGGUAUGUGGCAGAAUGGCAACAGUAUACUUCCAAGGGUUAAAUGAAACAAUGAUUUAUUGUUCAAUAUAGGGUCAGAACUCAUAAAAUCGUCCAGAAAAAAUGACUGUUUAUAUUUGCGGUUCAAGUGUGAUCAUUAAAAUGUCUUUUCAGAAGAAACAAUGAAAUAAAAUUAUAACAGUUAUUAUGCCAUAAUUAAUUUGAAAUAUUUAAACAAAUUUGAAUGAAACUUUCACAGUUACGAAAAAAAUUCAUAUUUAUUUCUUUCAAUUCUUGAAAACAAUUAACAUUUGAAACAUCGUGAAAAAAUAUCAGUUUAUUCUUGUAGAAAAUCAUUUUAAUGAUCAAAUAAAAUCGAAUUAUACACACAUGAACAAAAACUAUACAUAUUUAUUUUUCUGAUCGAUUAACGAAUUCUGAUCUUAUUUCUAGCACCACUGGCUUAGUACGAGAGUUGUUACUUAUGAAUUUAGCCUAAAAUGAAAACAGUAUUAUAUUUGAUCGAAAAUACCAUUUAUACCGAAAAAACAAGCUACUAUUUUCUUUGAAGUGCUUCUAGCGCUAACAACUUUUGUUGGAUUUGGUUCUUCUUGGAACAUUUUCCAAUACAGUCGACUGUUGUUUGGUUUCGAGCUCAAAUGAGUAAAUCCAUGUUUCGUCAUCUGUGUAGAUGUUAUACAUCAUGCAUUGAAGCACCAUGAUUUAUUUUUGCCUUUCUCUAUAGAAAGGUAUUAGAAUUGCUGGAAAAACCGACUUUCGAACGGAGCCUCGGAGACCCAUAGUGUUAUAUACCAUUCGACUCAGUUCGAAGAAAUCGGAAAAUGUCUGUGUGUGUGUGUUUUGUGUGUGUAUGAGUGUAUGUGUGUGCAAUUUUCGAAGAUAUUUGAACGCGCUCAAUUUUUUUAGAGAUGGCUGAACCGAUUUUAACAAACUUAUGCUCGUUUAAAAGCUACUGUCGGGCCAUUGAUCAAGUUCAAAGAUCAAAUGGCUGUGACUUUUGGUUCCGGAGAUAUGAUUGUAUAAGUGAGUCAGCAAAUCGCAUAGGAUGGUGCUACACUGCAAAAAGUCGAACUAAACGAUUGAAGCACUCUUGUCUAUUAAUCCACGAUGAAAAUCGUAAUGAAUCAUUGCACGAAAAUGUUCACGAUUCAAUUCCUUUUUUUUUGCUGAGGUAAAAUUUCCAACUCACUGUAAACAGAACAAAUAGCUCUCAAAUGACAGAUUGUUCUGAAAAUUGUAUUGGGUAAAAAUGUUAAACUUUAUGAUCGAAACGUCAAAUCCACCGAGCAACACUUAGUGUUGCCAAGGCUAAAUACAUAAGUAACAACCUACGUAUUUUUUUGUAAAUACGAUCUACAUGGAUGUAAAACAAUCAAGUCAUAUUUGCAUUCUUUUUUGCAUUGCAUUAAAAAUGAAUAUAGAACUUAUAGAUGGCUUUCACCGAACUUUUGAUCAGUUUUCGUUUAAUAUCACACGUUUAGAAGUGUUUCAAUCGUUAUAUUUGGAAAAUUUCUAUUAUAGACAAAAAAACUUUCUUAUCGUUCAGGAGCAAAGUGUACCAUUUUGUAGAAUUUAGGCAAACACUCGAAUAAUUGGCAGAAGUCAGGGCCUAGGAGAAAAUUCGGUUACCGGGAUACAAAAGCCCGCAAACCUCUAGUUUCCUUAAAUAAAACUUCAAACUUUGUUGCAAAUUUGUGGGCAUGGAAAUAUCAUCGACUCGUGAGAUUUUUAAAUACAUUAACUUAACAAAACAAUUCACAUGCAAAAUUUACUUAAAUUUUGAGUACCAAAUGCUAUCUUAACUUAACAAAAUAUAUUUCUGCAUGUUGGUUAUAUAGAUUCGUUCACAUGCUGCUCUAUUCUUAGUAUUGAUAAUGUCAUUCCUACUAACUUUUUGUUGUAAUUAUACGUUACCUUUUUCAUAAUUUGUCUGUUUAGGUAAUGUGGCACUGAUCCCAAGAAAACCUAAUCCUUUGAGCGGGGAUUAAAUAUCAUACCAAGUGACAGGUCACCAUCGAAAUUAUAGCCGCCCACCACGCCAGUAUCGCUCAGUCAAUUGAUUGUUGACCAAAACACCUAAAUAAGACGGAGCGAAACUUUUUAGGGGAAACGUCGGUGCUACAAUUCGGAACGAAUCUAAUUAAAAGAUAAAAUCUAUUGAAGCUCACUCGGAACUUAUGAAGCGGAACUCCCUGCGUCAGCAUACCCUUUGCUAAACCACAAACUUCAGAGUCGUUUCCUUUGUUGGCCUAAAACUCAGAUUCUAGCGACUCAUUUUCUUCGACGCUCUACUGUGUGAAUGAUUUUAAGCCUCAAAUUUUCGUUCACAUUAUCGUCAACUUUGAUGAUAUUUUUUAAUUGUUUUACCAGUGGGUGGUGUAGCAAUUAUGCGAAAAUUAGUUAAAAAUACGAUAACGUGCAUUGAACAAAUGACCGAACAAAUACCCCGUUUAAAUUCGAAGACAAUAACGGGUUUAGAAUUGGGCUGAGGUUUAAAAUAUUGUUUCAGAUCAUUAGUUCCGAAACAGGUCAAGAAUUUUGAAUUUUUUCAAAGUUGGUGAAUAAUUGCGUUAGAAUCUGUUAAAUUAACGGUAAUUAAGAUUUGCUCUGGUACGCAGCAGCAGUCGAACUUUUUAAAACCAUUUCUACAACAUGCAUUUUAUUAAACAUGAAAUAAAUAGAAAAAUCUUUCAUGUGAAAACUAGAAAAUCAAAUUUAAUGCCAUCAUAUUUCACUAUCGCGGAUCGGAAUCGUUUUAAUUGCAUCAUAUAUAAUAGAACAAUCCGGCUCUGUUUGUAUGGCUCGACUUAACCGUUUUGGAUAAAUGUUAUUAUAUGCAAGCCAAACAAAAUAAACAAUUCGAAACAUAUGUUUCUAUAUACAUUCAAUCUUUUUUAGAAGUACAUACCUUCCAAAUCCCUUGAUAUUUAUACUUAUAUGACUAGCUUCCGUGACAUUAACCAAGGAGAUCAAGUCAGUGCAGUGCUUUUGAAAAUUUGCUCUACGGAAAUUGAUUUCGAUAUCGUAGGUAGACUAGACAAUUCAAUUUCACCGAAACACCCCGAGGAUAGAAAAACAGAUUUCUUCUGGGAAACGGGACAGAUCGACAGAGAAAAAUACAGUUUAAUAGUAUCGUUUACGGUGCAUGGGUGACAUCACUUGUGCUUGGAACUGAUGAGGGACGUCUAUCGGUACCGUUUUCUUCUACAGAAGAUAGAUAGGAAGAGCAAAGGUGAAUUACUUUGUGUACAACCGUGUGUGUCUGAUUUUGACCAAAGGGUG
Messenger RNA from Malaya genurostris, 10729 nucleotides. Its product is annotated as B-cell receptor CD22. Bases 1803 to 3782 code for a protein of 659 amino acids. Gene Ontology annotation, cellular component: cell-cell junction. The record is from RefSeq and is a predicted model, not a curated record. NCBI's taxonomy places the organism in Eukaryota, Metazoa, Arthropoda, Insecta, Diptera, Culicidae. The transcript is spliced from 13 exons. Gene Ontology annotation, molecular function: cell adhesion molecule binding. Gene Ontology annotation, biological process: cell-cell adhesion.